Limulus polyphemus (Atlantic horseshoe crab) is the source of this 6139-nucleotide messenger RNA. RefSeq lists its product as uncharacterized. Lineage: Eukaryota; Metazoa; Arthropoda; Merostomata; Xiphosura; Limulidae. The record is from RefSeq and is a predicted model, not a curated record. The transcript is spliced from 16 exons. Gene Ontology annotation, biological process: protein deubiquitination. Gene Ontology annotation, molecular function: cysteine-type deubiquitinase activity. Bases 1 to 5556 code for a protein of 1851 amino acids.
AUGGUUCCUUCUCCAGGGCUAGCUCCUCUUCCGGCCAAAGGUUCAAGGUUGAAGGUCACUGAACGCAACAUGGAUUACCUGAUGAACCCACGUGACUCGAUGUCGUUUGACCACUCCAAAGGUCUUCUCAAUAUGCCUGGUCAAAAUAAUUGCUUCCUAAACAGCGCUGUACAGGUUCUAUGGCAUUUGGAUAUAUUUCGUCGAAGUUUCCGAGAGCUUAAUGGACAUUUAUGCAUGGCCGAGUCCUGUAUCUUUUGUGCCCUCAAGGAGCUGUUUGCACAGCUUCAGUACAGUCAUGAGUCGGCGCUACCACCAGAUGCUCUGAGACGUGCUUUAGCUGACACUUUCCACCAGAGACGCUUUCAACUGGGAGGGAUGGAUGAUGCAGCGGAAUGUUUUGAAAAUAUCCUGCGGCAGAUUCAUUUCCAUAUAGCCAAUCAGGAGUCAGAAGACAUGUGUAGUGCGUCCCAUUGUAUUCCACACCAGAAGUUCGCCAUGACUCUGGUGGAACAGACCGUUUGCCAUGCAUGUGGCGCCACCUCUGAACCGCUGUCAUUUACUCAGAUGGUUCACUACGUUUCGACAUCGUCUCUUUGUUCACAAGCAGAACUCAUGGUAAAUCAGCACAGGGAUCCUGCCGACGUCUUUGGACAAUUACUCAGAAAAGCUGGAGGAAUGGGGGACACAAGAGAAUGUCCAAGUACUUGUGGGGCAAAAAUGCAGAUUUGUCGAGUUCUCAUGAACCAUCCCGAAAUCGUGAGUAUUGGACUCAUCUGGGACUCUGAGAGGCCUACAUUAGAACGUAUCCUGGAGGUUUUUAAGUCCAUUGGCAUGAUUCUCAAGAUACAAGAUAUGUUUCACUCUGUCGUUGAUAAUCACUGGGCCACAGCUACCAAACACCAUCUUGUUGGAAUUGUUACAUAUUAUGGAAAACAUUAUUCCACAUUCUUCUUCCAUACAAAGCUUCGGGUUUGGAUCUACUUUGAUGAUGCCACAGUUCGUGAGAUUGGAUCCAAGUGGGAACAGGUAAUUGAAAAAUGUAGACGUGGACAUUUUCAGCCAUUAUUACUGCUGUAUGCUAAUCCAAACGGAUCCUCCAUUUCUGCAUCCACAGCUCCAAAGCAUGUUACCAUGAUUGGCAAGAUUCAAAGAGAUCUGGAAGUUUCUGGUGAGUUCUGUGAAUCUGGAACAGUUUUAGAUAGAGAAUCCACUAGAUACAACACUGUGGAGGAUAACUACCAAAUGCAACUAAAAUCAACAUAUCUUGAACCUUCUUAUGAAAACUCUGACAGUGUUAAAUUACAAAGGUCACAUAUACAAAACCAAAGUUUUACUCUGACAAAUGGAGUUAAACAUUUUCGUCAAAACAUCCCAUAUCCAUCACAGAAACUCUCAAUUCCUGACUAUUUUACAAAUGAAUAUGGACAGAAUCACGUUCACAAACCUUAUUUAUCUCUUCCAAAAUCGGACUCCAGUGUACCAUGCAACACUCAUAUAUGUUCCCAGGAUACUUUUGAUCAACAUGACUAUGGUCAGUCCUGUAGAGAUGGUGGCCAUCUUUUACCACACACCAAUAAUGUUGUAGCAUUACAUGGUUGUGUACCCUCUGGCAAUUCGCUAUUGCCACACAUUUUAACAAGUGAGUCCACAUCGAGUAACCAGAUUAGUACAUCCAAUGGUUUGAGCGAAUCCAAGUGUCCUCAGUCUUUCCAUCAGCUUUCUACUGAUGAGUGUUUAUGUGUAUCAAAUUCCAGAGAGCUUUCACUGAAAUUGGGAACUUUUAGCCAACAAAAUAGCAGUUUCAAAUGUACCAAAAGCUAUACAGUAGACUCCAACACAUAUAUCAACCGAAAGGCUGUAGAAAGUGUGUUAACUGCUCAGAAAAUGAAAAGACACAGAUCUUUAUAUGGAAAUUACUAUCUUGCUGUGGGAAACCGUAACAGUAGUAGCAGUCUGGAAUCAUUUGAUAGCAACCUACAAACCAGAGAUAAAACCUUAAAUACCAUGCCUAAUCCUAAAGGGGACAUCAGUGGAUCAGCUAAUGUUGUAAGAAGACGAGACUCAGGCAACUGGAGUGGUGAUCACAAUAGUGCGAGUACAUCCAGAGAUAAAACCUUAAAUACUAUGCCUAAUCCUAAAGGGGACAUCAGUGGAUCAGCUAAUGUUGUAAGAAGACGAGACUCAGGCAACUGGAGUGGUGAUCACAAUAGUGCGAGUUCAUCUAGUAGCGCUUCCUUCGACAGUCCAUACUUCUAUAUUGUUGGUAACAAAAAAGUUGCCUCUAUUGUUUUUCAGGUCACAGCUGGUAUUAAUGGCCAUGAAAACAUUUCGGGGAGUAUGAAAGAUGGUCAACAUAAUUACAUGAAUGUUGGAGUUUUCCCCGAUCAAGGUUAUGAUUCCUUCUCAUUGUCCAGUACUGACAGUUAUCCAUCUGUCACUGGUUCACCUGCCAAACUGGAUCCUCGUCUAGACCAGAUACCUGAGGAUUUACAAACCAUCUGUCAAGUGACAGGAAUCCUAGACCCCCCUAUUUCUGAAUCCCAAGAUCAAAAUGGAUAUAAUUCUGAAACUAAAGCUUCUGGGGGGGAUUGUGAUAAAUUAUGUGCUGAGGCUGAUCUUCUUCUAAUAAAGUCUCAUGAGAUGGAAAAUGAGGGAGACCUGGUUUUGGCAGCUAUGUUGAGCGAUUCAGCAGCAGCAAAAGCAAGAGCUGCUAUGGAUGCCCCAUACAAUAACGCACAGUCACUGGUUUCUGCAAAGAUGAAGCAUAGCUUCUGUGUGAUGAGAUCUUCUAGUCUUCAUAAGCGUCUGAAGGAGGCGGAGGUAGAAGAAAGAAGAAAGCAAAAAGAGAUUUCAAGCACUGAAGGACACCACAGCCGGCAGUCUAGUCGAGAUAGUACACAUGGACGCCACAGUCGACAAGGAAGUAAAGAUGGUUCUUCUGGCUCCCACAGCCGGCAAGGAAGCAAAGACAGCUCGAGUGGCAAGCAAAUUAUGGCUGAUUUUGAUGUUAAGCCUGGAAGAACGAUUGAGAUAUAUGCCACACUCCCAAAGAAAAGUAGUAAGCGUAAAAGUCCACCUAAAAGUACAGAUGAAAGCCACACUUGCAGAGAUUUCGUUGAGAAGCACAAAGAAGCGAUUAAAGCUGAAGUUACCAGUCAAGAAUCAGACCAAAUGAAAGUAUUUACUCGAGCAAAGUAUAAAAAGUUAGAAGUACCAUCUGAAAUAAAAGUACAAACAAAGAACAUGCAAGAAUUUGUAGAACAUUGCUUGGUUCCAAAAGAACACGGCGUUUUAGACUCGUCUAAUAAAAAAGAUUAUAACAAGAAAACUUGUCUUCAUCGGACUUGGUCAGGCCAGUCUUUUCCGAAAGUGGAAAGUGUAGUAAAAUCGGAAGAACUACAAAUGCAGACAAAUGAACACUCUAACAAAAAACAGCAUAAGAUCCGAAGAAAACUAAUGGGAGGAUUCAUGCGAAGGAAGAAUCGUAGUUUGCCUGACCUCAGAGAAGGACAGAAUCAAAAUGACCCUCAGCUACAUUGUUUUGAUGAUUUUGAAGUCAUAAAACCACCGCUUUCUUCGAACUCCUUAGAACCCAAAGUGACAGAAAAUAAUGAAUGCCCCUCAGAUCUGCAAAUGUCUAAUGUAAGUAGGGGAUUUCACCAACCCCACCGAGCAUUUAUAAAAAAACACAGUUUUCAGCAACGCUCACUUGUGAAAGUGAAUCCACCACAUAUAAAUGAACUGCUGUCACAACUUUCACCUGACUCAACGAGUAAUUUUGGUAAAGAUGACAUUGACUUUCCUCCUCCGCCACCAGACCAUAUGCUCCUUAUCCACUCUCCUGAUUCCUUAGUGUCCUUUGAAUAUAAUAGUGAAACCAAAUGUCCCGACCCACCACUUCCUCCCCCUCCCACUGAAUUUUCCAGUUUGCCAAAUGGAGGACAGUUUCUGGAUCUUCCAUCACAAGAAGAACAAUUAAAUAGUGGAUUUCAGCAGCUUUCAGUUCAUUCUGGAUUUUGUCAACUGCUCCAAGAAAGCAAAAAUUCACCAGUAUCAAAUGCUUUUCUAGAAGAAAUUCAAACGAAACGGGAAAAAAUGCUUCAAUCAUCAACUCUAAAAGAAAAAGACUCUCAAAAUGUACCGCAAAAACCAGUACGAAAAUGUGGAGUGAAUGAAUUCAGGAAACAAUUAACAUCGAGUCAGCCUCAAAGAGAGAAUGUAUUGCUGCAAGAAUUGCAAAACAAACAGUUCCAAAUGCUGCAAAAGAAAAACUCAGAGAAAGAACCAACAAAAGAUGCAGAAACAAUAAACUUCGAAAACUAUCCUGCUCUCCCCAAGAAAAUACUUCAGAAGAACUGCUUUGAAACAGGAAAGAAUCAGAGAUUGGAAGAUAAUUCGAUUAAGUUGGUCUCUGAAAUUUCUCAGUCACCACCUGCGAAGAACUUUGAAGUUCUAAAAGCCACAGAUACUGUCAUCACGUCAGGUGAAAGACAUGACGAACCACAUGCAAUAACAUCAUGUUCGGUAAAAAAUCUGGCCUCGAAGUUUGAAUUAAUGUUAAAACCAAAACCAGUGAAAGAAAUGAAGAACGAAAGCAAUAUUGUUCGUGAUGCAAUCAAUACUCAAAAUUCUCUUGAGUUUGAAACGAAAAAUACUUCUAUCGAUCAGAACAUCUUCAAAUCUUUUCUGACUGAAAGAUACUCUUCAGAAGAAAAUAGUAACAAUAUGCAAAGAUCCCCAGAGAGUAAUGUUGUUCAGAGUAGAAAUAGAACAGUUCACCGUCAGAUUCUGCACAUUUCUCCUGCAAACAAAACAGCUUUGUCUUCAGGGUUAAAAACUUGUGAUUUUCAACUUGUAGCAAACGAAUAUACAAAUUCUGAUUCGUCUUUGAAUGCUCCAAAAAACUGUCAGUCGUCAAAAGACGUAUUGCAGCCUUCUUCAGAAUCUGAACGACCCGAAGCCACUGCCGAUCACUCUGUGACAAUACAAGGAAUUGGAAGGAGGAAAGAUUCCGCUCUACCCACAAGCGUUGAGAUAAACCAGAAUGGAACAUCGUUUGUGAGUGAAGGCGUUUCUUUCUGCACAAAUAUAUCUGAUAAAACUCUGCAGAAGUUUACAACCUUUUCAUUGAAUGAACAACAGCGCAAAGAAGUGAAUGGAGUACCCAAAGAAAUAAAGCCGUUUUCUUCAAAUAAAAUCAGAAAUCAGCAUCCAAAGAAAAGGACAGGCACAAAGAAAAGUGUGACGUUUUCUGACCAAGUUGUUUUAGUGGCAUGCGCAGAAGAUGAAGAGUAUGAACAUCUUCCAAACCCUCUUUUAGAGCGAGUUUACAAGCAGCAUUUGCAAGAAGAAUAUCAGAGAACCUUAAAUGGAUUACGUAUCACAAAUUCAGCUAAAGACGGACCUUUGAGAGAUUCUUCUCAGGCUAAUACGAGUGAACAAAAUCUUGAACAGGGUACCUCAACUGCUCCUGAUUCUCAUGUAUGUGAUUUAUGUCAUCAGAAGAAAGUUUCAUCGCCGAAUGUUUAUUGUCUUGACUGUUCUUUAUAUAUAUGAAAAUCAUGUCAAUAAAUGGCGCCUUCAGUUACACAGCUCUGUAAAACCUUUAUGAUUAUCCGAUAUAUAUGUAUUUAUAUAUGUGUGUGUGUAAAAAAGUAUAUGAUUGUGUGAUAUCUUAAAAUCCCGUUAUAUGUGAAAAUACAUGUCAAACCUUUUAUUAUUAUUUACGUAAUUCAAUAUUAGUUCUUAUUUUGUUUUAUUAUUUUAUUAAACCUACUGACAAAAGACCCUUAGAGGUCUUUUUAGGUCCAUACUUAACAUUCCACAUUUGUAUAUAAAAAUGUUGAUCAAGUUUUAAAUGUUUAGUAAGUGCCAAAGUUCGCAUUGUAAAUUUUCUUUUCAUUGUUGAUUCAUAGUUUAAUACUUUUCACUGUAAAGUAUAGGUUGUUCGAUUAGCGACCAAAAGCCCAAUCUCUUAUCCGUCCAACAAUUGUAAUUUAGUUUUUGGUUUGGUGUUAUAAAAUAUACGUACUGCAGCACUUAGAAUAGGGGACAGUCAAUGAGCUAGCAGUAAUUUAGUAACUGAAUGUAAUUUCUUUUUUCACUGCUCUAUAAAAGGUUUAUUACAUCAAUAAAUAAA